Molecule: messenger RNA, 1272 nt
Organism: Penicillium angulare
Lineage: Eukaryota; Fungi; Ascomycota; Eurotiomycetes; Eurotiales; Aspergillaceae
Exons: 1
Coding region: 1-1272 (423 amino acids)
Source: RefSeq, a predicted model, not a curated record
AUGACAGAGCUCUGGGCCCCAAAGAUUUCGAUCACUCUCUACUCAGAAGGGCCCCAGACAGAUUUCUCUCGAGGACCGCACUGGAACCAUGAAUCUCCUUUCCCACCCUUACUUUGGGAAUCCACCUCCCCAGAGCAAGGCUCUCGCUCUCUUAAAAGCACAGCUAUAAAAGGCCUGCUAAAGGAUCAGUCAGCGCUCAGUCCCGAAAUAUUCACAGCGGUUCCCUGGAUUAUAGCAGAAGACCUCUGGGACUGUCUUAAGAGAUGGUGUGUUCUUACCCCCCAGUCCAUUUCGUCACGUCUACUAAUUGUCUCCAGUAAUAAGCAAACUCUCUACAUGUGGAAGAUAAUGGUAAUAAACUACGCACAGUUUCGAGAGUACACGCCAUACUACCGUCUAGUUGCCGAUAAAUGCAAGCAGCCAAUACGUCAAUAUUUUGAUUUAAUGAACAAUACUAAUUGCCUCUGGCGCUCGGUUCUGUCAUUCUCAUCUGAUUUCGCAGACGUGACAGACCUGGUUGCACUGUCCAAUAUUAAAAACAUCGUUGCCUUGGAGAUAAACCAACAUAUGAGGUUCAAUCAAAGGAAAAUUGACACAAGCAUGCAAUCCGACCAGUCUAAUUCGGACUCACUGAGAAGAGAUGGCCUUCGCGAUGGGAUUGUGCGCAGUUGGAUGGAGAUGGUCCAAACAAAAGACUCAUUCCAGCACCUCCGCAUACUACGACUUUACAACCAGAAGAGAUUGAGUCCUCAUACUCUGACAAUGUUUGAGAAAUUUCCACAGCUAAACAUCAUAGUUUUGUGUGGAUGUGAUCUGUUCACAGAGGCUAUGGGACUAGGGCCCCGCAACCAAAGACAUGGCUUCAAGCUGGAGGGUUGGAUAGCGCGGAGACUAGACUGGAUCCAAAAAGAAGAUUUUGAUGAUGCUGAGAUGCUCCAACCACUGUUGGAACUCUACAAUAACACUCUUAAGACGGGCUAUCGAUGUUUCGAUAAAUGCGCGGAAGAGGAAGAUCCCACGCCAUCAUCAUUGCAGUCCAGUCUCCCACUUAUGGAAUUUCAGAUUCCUGAAGCUGUCGCUAUUCCUCAAAUGGAAUACAAAGAAAAUUUUGCGGCGAAGUCAAUUGUUAUCCUGGUCAAAGCAUCAAAGCAACCGUCGUUGGAGAGGAAGAGGCCGACUGGUCACAUUAGCUCCGAGGUUGGGAAGAAGAAGAGGGUCAUGAAAGAUCGGGGCGGGCAGGAUCUAAGCAGUGUACUCGGUCAAUUUCUCUGA